This is a messenger RNA of Rana temporaria (common frog), 3249 nucleotides long. RefSeq names its product prominin-1-A-like. The transcript is spliced from 25 exons. NCBI's taxonomy places the organism in Eukaryota, Metazoa, Chordata, Amphibia, Anura, Ranidae. Bases 653 to 3049 code for a protein of 798 amino acids. Gene Ontology annotation, cellular component: cilium; microvillus; cell surface. Gene Ontology annotation, molecular function: cholesterol binding. The record is from RefSeq and is a predicted model, not a curated record.
UGCCUGGGUGAGGAGCUGGGGGUUGUUCCAGCUGAUAAUGAGAAUACACAAGACUUUCUUCACAGCAGCAGACCUGAGUCACCCAGCAGUGAGUGCUGAUCACCCCUGACCGGGGCUGGAGGGAAGGCGACCUCCUCUCACUGUCUCCAUUCCUGGCUGCAGUAAGUAAGAAAUCCUCAAGCUUCUGGAAGGAGACCCCACCUACCCCUACUGCUGAAAACAUUGAGUAAACUGUAUUUUAGAUAAAAAAAAUCUUUCAAUGCGAAAGCGACUUGGAAGAAAUCGGCUCUGAAACCCCAACGAAGAACCCGGAAAAUUCUACCGAGAUCAUACAUAGGCUUCCCUCUAGACUGGACCCAACAAUGGCGUCGCCUCUGCACCGGUAUGGGAAAGUUCUGCCUCUGUAGAGUACAGCUGUAGGAACUCUCGGUGACUCUCCAAGGCCUUAGGGCAACGGUGGCUGAAGACUAAGGAACUGGUUCUACUGCAUUUUUUAUUUUAAGAAGUCAAUAUCACUCAGGCGUGAGUUCGGAAUUUUUUGGAGACUUCCUUUUGUUCGGUGAUCACAUAACGUAAACUUUACACUUUUGCUACCUCAUCUUCUCAGGACUGUGACUUUCUCCGGCAGUCUGUCUGGAUCACUACAACAGAUAUGGCCUACCAGAAUUUAAGCAACCCGGCUUACAGCCCUGGACCUGCUGCAGAAACUGGAGGGAUCAAGAUCUUCAGUGAUAUGGUCCAUUCCUACUUGGACCUGGUGCAGCGAAAUGCCUUUCCUCCGGCUUUCAUUGGACAACUAUUGAAUGACACGCAAUCAAUUAACAAAAACUAUCAAGAAAUUCUGAUGUAUGAAGUCGGCUAUCUGGUUGCCCUCGCCAUCGGCUUGCUCUUCAUCAUCCUGGUGACGCUGGUGGCCCUGUUCUUCCCGUGCUGCCGCUGCUGCGGGAACUGCGGUGGGAAGAUGUACCAGAAGCAGACCAAGAGGAUAACCUGCAAGAGGCGCUUCAUCUACUUCUUCCUGCUGAUUAUCACUCUCAUCAUCCUGGCUGGCGACAUCUGUGCGUUUUACAGCAACAGCAAAAUAGACACGGCGGUGAAGAACGCGUUCCCCACCUUUAAUAACACUGUGGGCAACCUGAAGACCUACGUCAAUGCCGUGCCGCAGGAUGUUGACGCCAUCACUAAUUCCAGCAGCAUACCUAUAAACCAAGCCAACAGCAGUGUUAUUGGUAUCGGUCCGAUUCUUGGCGGAAUGAUAAAAAAUGCCAUCGAGAAGCAAGCCAAUGGAACGCUGAGCGCUGUGCAGAAUAUGGUGAAUGGUCUGAACAACACAGCCAAGGCCUUGGUGAAAGUGAACGACACCUUCAACAUCCUGCAUGAUCAGCAGAACCAACUCGUGCAGAACCUCUCCAUUGUGCAAUCUGAUAUUACGAAUACGCUGAAUAAUUGCGGCGCUCCGUGCGGCGGCGCCCCACCGCCCAGCAGCCUGACCAUAGAUGCCAACUUCAGCUCGAUUCCAGAUUUUUCCGGCCAGCUGAAAACUAUUAAUGAUUUCCUGAACUCGGGAAUUGACGGCACAAUCCUCAAAGCCCGACAGACCAUAAAUGACAUCCCCCAGACUGUGGCCAAUCAAACGACGAGCUCGGUACAAGAUGUACAGAAUCAGCUGGUGAACAUAAAACAGAAAAUCGCAGAAGCCAGAAGCAAAAUCCCCAUCGUGGAUACAUUGAAGUCCAUCAAUUCCAUGUUGGAUCAAGCAACCAAUUUCACCAGCAAGAAUGAGCGGGAUAUAUUGACAUACGAGUAUUACAGGUGGAUAGUUGGGAUCUGCCUCUCCUGCAUCAUUCUCCUGGUGGUUGUGUGUAACCUGUUCGGCCUUUUGCUUGGCCCCUGUGGUCACAGUGAGAGCAAGGACCCCACAGAACGCAGCUGCGCCUCAAACUCCGGAGGGGACUUCUUCAUGGCAGGCGCUGGAUUCAGCUUCAUCUUCGCCUGGCUGCUGAUGCUGGUCACCGCCAUUUUGUUUGCUGUUGGAGGAAACGUCUACACGUCACUCUGCAAGCCGUGGACCAAUAAACAACUUUACAAGGUUGUGGAUGAGAAUCUGAAUAUCACCAAACUGCUGAAAAUAGACGGCGUUAACCUGAGUAUUGCCAACAUCUACAGUGACUGUGAGAACAAUACCUCCCUGUGGACCACACUGGACCUCGGCUCAAAAUUCAACCUGGACGAAACCCUCAAUAUCAGUCAGUACACCGCUUCUGUCAAUUCGACGCUGGAAAACACGAAAGUCAACGUGAACAACAUCACCUUCAUGGACGCCAACCAGAAGAAGCAGGUGUCCAACGUGGCCAAUUCAGGCGUGGACACCCUGGACUUCAACAACAUCAAUCAACAGAUGACCAAAGGAAUUACGAAGACGGAUCUGAGGGGAUAUGCCAAUCAACUGGACAACAUCGCUAACAAUCCUUCAACUCCCAGCGCCGUAAAAACGAAUCUGACCAACCAAGCGAACGCUCUGCGGGCCAUCCAGGCCUCCAUCGACGCCAAUCUCCUCCCGCAAGUCAAAAGUCUGAAUAGCAGUAUCGCCGAUCUCAAAGCCUCGUCUAAGAAUUUGCCGGGCUCUCUGAAUGACACUCUGGCUUCUAUCAGUGCCACUCAGAACUUUGUGGACACGCAAGUGGUUUCCAUAGUGAAGAAUGAGACAUUGGUGUAUCUGAAUAGAAUAUUGGGCUAUUUUGAGACCUACAUCAGUUGGACAAAGAACAUGCUGACCACCCAACUCGCCCGAUGCAAGCCCGUGGCCAGCGCAUUGGACUCGGCGGAAAUCCUGGCCUGUCAGGAGCUCGUGGAUUCUUUUAACGCGUUUUGGUUCAGCCUGGGCUGGUGCACCAUCUUCUUCAUCCCCAGCAUCAUCCUGUCCAUCAAACUGGCCAAAUACUACCGCAGGAUGAAAACCUCCGACGUCUACGACGCCCCGAAUGACCACCUGGAAAUGACAUCUACUUCCCAGCAAUUCCUCAUCCCGAGAGUAACUACAAAGUCCUGAAGGGGGCAGCACUGUGACCAUCAGGACCUCCCAUGACCACCAUUACCGUGGAUUCCAGCCUCCAAUCUUGCGUGUGUGUGAAUGACGCACACGGAGACAAUCGGGAACGUUGUGACUAUUUAUUGCAGAUUUUCUAUUUAUUUCCCAUUCUAUUUCACGGAUACACCGCCGGCUGUGACGGGUUCUGAACCCCGAAACCC